GGUCUAUCUGCAGUUGGGUUUAGCAAUCUUGCAGAAGUUGGGCCAAUGGAUAUAUAUUUGAAUCCUAGAAAUCAAACAUGGCUGAAAAAAGCCCACCUCUUGUUUGUGGAUAGUCCAGUUGGGACAGGUUAUAGUUAUGUGGAAGAUCCAGAAGUGUUGGUUAAAACAGAUGAGGCUGCUACAGAAGAUUUACUCAAUGUGCUGAUUAAUGUAUUCAAAAGACUAAAAGAUUUACAGAAAACCGAUCUUUAUAUUGAAGGGGAGUCUUAUGGAGGAAAAUUAGCUGUUACUUUGGGUUUAUCAGCACUCGAUGCUAUCAAAGAUGGAAGAUUAAACGUCUGUCGUCUCGGAGGAGUUAUAAUGGGGUCUGCUUGGAUAUCACCAGGUGUUCAAGUGCUUUCAUGGGGUCCUGUAUUAAGAGAUGUCUCUAGGCUGGAUAACAAUGGCCUAGAUAAGGCACAAAGGUUAGCAAUUAAAAUAAACGAACAAAUUGGUGCUGGCAAACUUGUGGAGGCAUAUGAUUCUUACAAUGAUCUCAAAGAUCGUGUUAUCAUUGACAAUAGUAAUGGAGUGGAUAUCUUCAAUUUCAUGCUGGAUAGAAGUGAUGACGUCAUAUUCUCGAAUGACACGUCAAGAAACCUGUCGUCGUCAGGACAUAAUUAUUCAUAUUUCGAUAUGUUAGCGGGGCGACCGCCACGUGUCUUUAAUUAUACUCAGCUUGAUAGCCUUAUGAAUAAUGAUGAGAUGAAGCAAAUGCUUCAGAUACCAGAAGCAGUUCGAUGGGUAGGACGAUCCGUUACAUCUCACCUUGCAAUGAAAGGAAAUUUCAUGAAACCAAUUACCACAAAGGUUGAUGAACUGCUGGCAACUGGAGUUAGUGUCACUAUAUAUGCUCCUCAAUUGGACGUGCUUUCCUCACCCAAAGGAACUGAGGCAUGGCUUGUAAAGCUCAAGUGGCCAGGGCUUAAACCAUUCUUAAGGACGGAAAGAAGUACAAUAUAUUGUGAUCAUGAGGAUGAUCAUCAUAAUAAUAAUAAAAGGACAGGGGGCUUCGUUAAAUCCUACCUGAAUUUGAAUUUCUAUUGCAUUUUUGAUGCUGGUCACUUUGUACCUAUGGAUCAGCCGUGUGUAGCUCUAAACAUGAUAGCCAACAUAAUUAAUCAGUCAUCUCAAGCUCCUUAA
Molecule: messenger RNA, 1182 nt
Organism: Striga hermonthica
Lineage: Eukaryota; Viridiplantae; Streptophyta; Magnoliopsida; Lamiales; Orobanchaceae
Source: the annotation of a GenBank genome assembly